AUGUCGUCGAAGCACACUUACAAGCCCACAGGGCCUUUCGCUCCCCAGUACAUUCAGGGCGUCUAUGCUCCUUCGGCAAUCCUGAUCGUCGGAGCUGCUCUGGUUAACAAGACCUUGGUGCCCGUUGCCAUUGCAAUCGCCGCUGCUCUGGCCGGCUACCAGUUCUUCAACAACCAGGUCAAGAAGGUCCUUGACCCCACCACUUUCCAGCAAUUCCCCUUGACCGAGAAGGUGGUUCUGUCGCACAACACUGCCAUCUACCGCUUCGGUCUCCCCAGUGCCAACUCGAUUCUUGGUCUGCCCAUUGGCCAGCACAUCUCGCUGGCUGCCACUUUACCUGUCAAGGACCCCAAGACUGAAAUCACCGCCGACAAGGAGAUCCUGCGUUCCUACACUCCCAUCACCGAUGACACUACUUCCGGCCACUUCGAUGUCCUCGUCAAGAGUUACCCUACCGGCAACAUCAGCAGACAUCUUUCUGAGAUGAAGAUUGGUGACACCAUCAAGGUCAAGGGUCCCAAGGGUGCUAUGGCUUACCAGCCCAACAUGGUUAGCCGUUUCGCCAUGAUCGCUGGUGGCACCGGUAUCACUCCCAUGUACCAGAUCUCCAAGGCUAUUCUCCGCGGUCGUGCCUCCGGCGACAAGACUCAGGUUGACUUGAUCUUCGCCAACGUCAACCCCGAGGACAUUCUCAUGAAGGAUGAGCUUGACAGCAUGGCUCGCGAGGACAGUGGCUUCAGAGUCCACUAUGUCCUCAACAACCCCCCUGAGGGCUGGACCGGUGGUGUUGGCUUUGUUACUCCCGACAUGAUCAAGCAACACUGCCCUGCUCCUGCAUCCGACAUGAAGAUGCUCAUCUGUGGACCUCCUCCCAUGGUUGCUGCCAUGAAGAAGGCCGCCGAGGGUCUCGGUUACGAGAAGGCCAGACCUGUCAGCAAGCUUCAGGACCAGGUCUUCUGCUUCUAA
Aureobasidium namibiae CBS 147.97 is the source of this 966-nucleotide messenger RNA. RefSeq names its product ferredoxin reductase-like protein. The transcript has 3 exons. Gene Ontology annotation, molecular function: oxidoreductase activity. The record is from RefSeq and is a predicted model, not a curated record. The coding region runs from base 1 to 966 and encodes 321 amino acids. NCBI's taxonomy places the organism in Eukaryota, Fungi, Ascomycota, Dothideomycetes, Dothideales, Saccotheciaceae. Gene Ontology annotation, cellular component: endoplasmic reticulum.